This is a messenger RNA of Acaulospora colombiana, 1275 nucleotides long. The record is from the annotation of a GenBank genome assembly. Lineage: Eukaryota; Fungi; Glomeromycota; Glomeromycetes; Diversisporales; Acaulosporaceae.
AUGCUCACGAUGCAGCGUGCGUCUUGGGAACAGGGAGUGGCAGCUCAAGCGUUAUUGGAGUACGAACACUACGUCGCGAGAUAUCCAAAGCAAGAUCUACUCCCAAAGUUGCAGGUAGAUCCUAUGGUUUAUCUUUAUGGAAUGGCCCAUGAGGCCUGCUUACGAGCUUCCGUUGAUGGACGAUUAGCCACUCGGGUCAACUCGGACGAUGAAGGCAGUGAUGGAGGUGCACUAGACCCUGCAUGCGUCGGAGAAGCUGGUAUUUUCGUUUUGGAGCACAUUCUUGCCUCGAGUGACAGCACCGCUGAGCCAAUGAGAAAGGCCAUAGACGAUAUGAUGAAUUAUCUUCUCGUCAAAGCUCCCAGGAUGGAGAUUCGCGAAGGAGACAUACCCGAGAACCUCUUGCCAAAAGACCAUGAUCAGGGUGUAUUAUCCCAUACAAAGUCACACAAGAACCCGCAGUUAUGGAUUGACGGUGUUUACAUGGCACCAACAUUCAUGGUGUCCUAUGCACUUUCAGAUCUUGAAAGGUUUGAAGGAGCAGAUUCUACUCAACGAACAAGUUGGUGGCAAUAUCUCGACUCCGCGUUGGAUCAAGUGAUACUUUAUUUCCACUUUCUUCGAUUGCCAUCUGGACUACUUGGCCAUAUCUAUGAUUGCAAUGCCCGUGCAUUCUCUGUGGACAUUCGUCCUGGCAUGAACGGUAGCAAAGCAUGGGGUGUGGGGAACGGUUGGGCAUUGGGAAGUAUUGUGCGGAUACUAAAUGCUCUAGAUAGAUUUUUCGAACAACGUUGCACCCAGGAAACCACAGUGAGAACUGCGUUCCUUCGUUGGCUAGAGAAGGUCGAUACCUCGAAGCGACUAGGCUCAGUGGCAGGCUUGUUGACAUAUACACUCCCCAUUAUCCUCUCAUACAAUGACCUUACAUCAACCGAGGGCCUCUUUCAUAAUAUUAUCGAUGACCCUUCUACCUUUGUCGAGACUAACCUCGCCCAGAUGAUAUCUGCUACCAUCUUCCGGCUCCUUCAGCUUCUCAAAAAUGGUUCACUCGUAAAGAGAUACUUUUCCGAUCUUGAUGACGCGUGGAAAGAGAUCAUGGCUGCAAAGGCAGAGUCGCUAAGAAAUUCAGCGGUGGCAAAGGUCGACAAAUGGGGCAUGGUCAGAGGUACUUGUAGCAGUCCGAGGUUUGACAGACCAGGUACAGCUACAGAAGGUCAAGCUUGGGCAAUCCUCAUGGAAGUGGGCAGAGCGGAGUUUAUAAUGGCGUCUUCGUAG